CCAGCCCGCAAACCCUGAGCCACUCCUAACGACGUGGCCCGAUAUCACAUCUGUCUCUCAAUUCAACUACAUCCACCGCGGUCAGACUACUGCUGAACAACGCUCCUGUUGACGAGUCGCGCGCCCAUCCACCCCUUUGGACGUCCUCACGUUCUGACACCCUCAUUUUCGUUGCCUUUAGAACCCCUCCCCUUCCCCAGAUCUCAACAUGGCAAACGACGAAUACGAUUUCUUGUUCAAAGUUGUCCUCAUAGGGGACUCAGGCGUAGGUAAAUCCAACCUUCUCAGCCGGUUCACCCGAAACGAAUUCAACCUCGAUUCCAAAUCCACCAUUGGCGUCGAGUUUGCAACCCGAUCAAUCCAGGUCGACACGAAGACGAUCAAGGCUCAAAUUUGGGAUACUGCUGGACAAGAAAGAUACCGAGCCAUCACAUCCGCAUACUAUCGAGGUGCUGUCGGUGCCCUCCUUGUCUAUGAUAUCAGCAAGCACCAGACGUACGACAAUGUGACCAGGUGGCUGAAGGAGCUCCGGGACCAUGCGGACGCCAACAUUGUCAUCAUGCUGGUCGGGAACAAGAGUGAUUUGCGACACUUGCGCGCCGUCCCAACCGAGGAGGCGAAGCAAUUUGCCAGCGAGAACAAUCUAUCCUUCAUCGAGACUUCUGCCCUUGAUGCUAGCAACGUCGAACUUGCCUUCCAGAACAUCCUUACAGAAAUCUAUCGGAUCGUGUCGAGCAAGGCCCUCGAUCAGGGUGACGCGGCGCAGGCACCGACUGGCGGCGUGAAGAUUGACAUGACCCCGUCAGGGACACCGGAUGCAAAAGGCAACAAGUGUUGUUAGAUUUCAAACCACCUUUUCACGAAGUAUCGGGGAGCACUGGCGUCGUCCAACAAACAUGAGGUUGAGUACAUGUUUUGAUGCGAGCAUGAAACCAUUGAAGGCUUCAUUUUUACCGAUGGGAUGGCUUAUGGUAGUGAGUUAAUUCGGGCAAUGCAAAGAGUCUUAGAGAAAACAUUUCGCUCUCACCAAAGUGUUCCCUUGUUGUUUCUCCUUGAUGUAUGGCCUGGGCUACUAAGACACUCGAUACCGAUCAAACGAGUGGAUGUGCGUCUUUUUUAAAGGCGUCGAUAGCGG
This is a messenger RNA of Exophiala oligosperma, 1135 nucleotides long. RefSeq lists its product as uncharacterized. The record is from RefSeq and is a predicted model, not a curated record. Bases 209 to 841 code for a protein of 210 amino acids. Gene Ontology annotation, cellular component: recycling endosome. NCBI's taxonomy places the organism in Eukaryota, Fungi, Ascomycota, Eurotiomycetes, Chaetothyriales, Herpotrichiellaceae. Gene Ontology annotation, molecular function: GTPase activity; GTP binding. Gene Ontology annotation, biological process: exocytosis. The transcript has 3 exons.